Messenger RNA from Notothenia coriiceps (black rockcod), 703 nucleotides. Its product is annotated as myocyte-specific enhancer factor 2A-like. The coding region runs from base 26 to 574 and encodes 182 amino acids. The record is from RefSeq and is a predicted model, not a curated record. The transcript has 3 exons. NCBI's taxonomy places the organism in Eukaryota, Metazoa, Chordata, Actinopteri, Perciformes, Nototheniidae.
GGGUGCAGAGAAACAGAAUGCAGAGAUGGUUAACUGCAUCUCCAAUUUUGCUGCUAACCUGAGCUUGGCCUCUCAGUCCAACUUGCUCUUUGGCAGAGAGGACGGCCUCUGCUGGCCGAUGGGUCAACUCUCUCAAGGCGGCGCACUGACCGUCAACACGAACCCCAACAUCAACAUCAAGUCCGAACCCGUGUCUCCGAACCGUGACCGAAGCACCCCCAGCUCCACCUGCGGAGGAGGAGGAGGAGGAAUGGGAGGAGGAGUCGGCCAGAUUCAGCUCCAGGGGCAGGGUCUAGUUUCGGUGGCGUACCCGGGUACCCUUCGCCUGGAGGUCGGAGGUCAGGGACGCUCGCCAGUCGACAGCCUCAGCAGCAACGGCAGUUCGUACGAUGGCAGCGAUCGGGACGACGGGAACCAGGGAAGAGGAGGCGCUCCGACAGAUUUCCUCCACCAGGGCGGCGUCGGGGGGCAACAACAACCCACCAUGGUCCUCCUGAGGCCCUCAUCGGCUGAACCCCAGGAGCAGGACGGGACCAACGUGAAGAGGAUGAGACUGGACACCUGGGUCACAUGAAUCCGCAGAGGGACGGACGGACAGAUGGAGGAUUGAGAUGGAGAUGUGUACUUGUGGCUUGUGUACAUGCCCCCCACCAGCCCUGAUGCCCCCAAUUUCCUUCGUCGUGCACACACAAACACACACACA